CAGAAAGGAGCCGACAUUGGAGACCGAUGCUGCCCGCCGCCUUGUUGAGUUGGGGGCUCGGUGAAGUGUUAGCGACCCGCCGAUGGAAGUUACGGGGACUUUCACUGACCUCUCUCGGAUGAAAAACUAACAGAAGAUUGUACUGUAAAUGUAUCGACAUCAGAGAACUCAGUAUGAAGAAGUCAGUGCGGCCGGCGGUGAGUAAGGUGAGCGGCGAUCGAGGGAAGGCUGAGGCCGCGGCCACGGCUGGCACCGGAAAGCCUGCAGCCAAAACCAGCAACACAGCAUCACUGUCCAAGGUGAAAAGCAAUGAUGAUCUCUUAGCAGCAAUGGCUGGAGGGAAUCCUCAGUCAAGUAAUGCUGUCGCCAAGACCAAGAGAACUGCCUCUGUCGGGAUUAGUGCUAACAACCAAGACAGCAAGUCAAAGACAACAUCAGGUACAGCAUCCAAGCGUACCACAUCUUCAACUUCGAAGGAGACAAAUUCAUCACGAGACCGUCUUCGGACAUCCAGAACAUCAGCCACUAAGAAGCAGUCGGUAUCAGGGACUGUAGCGGGGGAUUUGGCGUCUGGGAAGCGCUCUCGCAGCCAGAUUCUUACAGAGUCUGAGGGCCGCAUGAGCAAGUCUAAAUCAGACGGCCAGAUCAGUGAUAAGGUAGCUUUGGAGUCUAAAGUUAAAGACUUAUUGGGUUUGGCUAAAAGCAAAGAAGUGGAAAUCCUACACCUGCGUAGUGAACUGAGGGACAUGAGGGCCCAGCUUGGUUUUGGAGGGAAAGAAGAGCCACCGCAGGAAGAAGCUAGUGAGGAAGAGAAGCCCCACGUCUCAGCCAUCACAGCAGCUGAUGUGGAGUCCACUCUGAUUCUUCUACAAGAGCAGAACCAGGCCAUCAGAGAGGAGCUCAACCUGCUGAAGAGUGAGAACCGCAUGCUGAAAGACCGACUCAAUGCACUGGGCUUCUCUCUGGAGCAGAGGCUGGACAGUUCUGACAAACUGUUUAAUUACGCCUCGCUGAGCCCAGACCUGGCAGCAGGCAGUGGGCAGAGUGAUGGUGGAGGCACAGGUACGCUGACCUCCUCAGUGGAAGGCUCCGCCCCGGGCUCUUUGGAGGAUCUGCUCACGGGACACCAACAUGGAGGCUCGGCGGACAACCUCGACAGUGAAUCGAGUGAGGUCUACCAGGCCGUCACCUCCAGCGACGACGCUCUGGAUGCGCCCUCUGGAGCCUCCUCGUCAUCUGAGUCUGAGUGUGCCCCCAGCAGGGAGUGCUCACGGAGGGGCAGCAGUGGUACUACUGCCAGUGAGGUGUCUGUGGCCUGUCUGACUGAGCGAAUCCACCAGAUGGAAGAGAACCAGCACAGCACUGCUGAGGAGCUCCAGGCCACGCUACAGGAGCUGUCCGACCUGCAGCAAAUCACCCAGGAGCUAAACGGGGAGAACGAGCGGCUCGGCGAGGAGAAGGUGAUCCUCAUGGACUCCUUGUGCCAGCAGAGCGACAAGCUGGAGCUCUACGGUCGCCAGAUUGAGUACCUGCGCUGUUUGCUGGAUGAGCAUCAUAUAUCUUAUGUGCUGGAGGAGGACAUCAAGAGUGGCCGGUACAUGGAGCUGGAGCAGCGUUACGGUGACCUGGCAGAUAAUGCCCGUUUUGAGAGAGAGCAGCUGCUGGGGGUGCAGCAACACCUUUCAAACACGUUAAAAAUGGCCGAACAGGACAACGCCGAAGCCCAGGAGAUGAUUGGAGCGCUGAAGGAGAGGAACCACCAGAUGGAGCGCAUCAUGGAUUCAGAGAGACAGGACCGGAAUGCCAUGGUGGCCGUACUCGAUGAGUACAAGGUGGCGGUGAGCAGUGACCAGGCAGAGCUGAGCCACUGCAGAGCCCAGCUGGACCAUGAGAGGCACAGGGUGGCCGAGCUGUACUCUCUGCACACUGCAGGGGACAAAAAUGACAUCUGCCAGCUGCUGGAGGGUGUUCGGCUGGGGAAGGAAGAGGCUGAGGCCAAAGCUGCAAAAAUGCAGAAAGAGCUGGAGCAAGCCCACGUUGAACUCAAAAGGAUGCAGGAGACUUUCAGUAAGCUGGACAGGGAAUACAGAGAGUUCCAGCAGCAGGUGCAGCAGCAGAUGGCCGAGCAGGAUCACGCUCUGGAGAAGCAGCGUCUGGACCUGAAGGAGAAAGAGACGGAGAUCGCAGACAUGAAGGAAACCAUCUUUGAGCUUGAGGAUGAGGUCGAGCAGCACCGAGCUCUCAAACUGCACGACAACCUCAUCAUCACAGACCUCGAGAACUCUGUUAAGAAGCUUCAAGACCAGAAGCACGACAUGGAGAGAGAGAUUAAGAUUCUUCACCGCAGACUGAGGGAGGAGUCAAUGGAGUGGCGUCAGUUCCAGGCUGAUCUGCAGACAGCCGUCGUCAUUGCUAAUGACAUCAAGUCGGAAGCGCAGGAGGAGAUUGGAGACUUGCGGCGCCGGCUGCAGGAAGCGCAGGAGAAGAAUGAGAAGCUCGGCAAGGAGCUGGACGAGGUCAAGAGCCGCAAGCAGGACGAGGAGAGGGGCAGAGUGUAUAACUACAUGAAUGCAGUUGAGAGAGACCUGGCUGCUCUCAGACAGGGGAUGGGUCUCAGCCGGCGUUCUUCCACCUCCUCAGAGCCUUCGCCCACCGUCAAAACACUCAUCAAGAGCUUCGACAGCGCCUCACAAGGUCCGCCUUCCAACGGGGCCUCUGUAACUCCUACAGCCUCGGCUGCCCCAAUACCACGCACACCCCUCAGCCCCAGUCCCAUGAAGACGCCUCCAGCAGCGGCUGUUUCUCCCAUUCAGAGACACUCCAUAGCAGGGUCUAUGUCAACAGCCAAGCCGCUCUCGUCACUGAGUGAUAAGAGGCCCAGCUACACAGACAUCACCAUGCCAGCUGAGCACCUCCUCAGGGGAACCCCGGCCAGCCGACCACCAGCAGCCCUCCAGAGGGUCUCCAACAUGGACUCCACAAAGACAAUCUCAGUGUCCCGCAGGAGCAGUGAAGAGAUAAAGAGGGAAAUGUCGGCCCAAGACGGGACCUCCUCAUCCUCCCUGAUGGCUAUGUCUGCAGCUUCCUCUCCGCUCUCGCUGUCCUCCUCCUCUCCCACCGCCUCCAUCACCCCCACAGCACGCAGCCGUCUAAGAGAGGAGAGAAAGGACCCGUUGUCUGCACUGGCCAGAGAAUACGGAGGCUCCAAAAGAAAUGCUUUGCUUAAGUGGUGCCAGAAGAAGAGUGAGGGAUACCAGAACAUUGAUAUCACCAACUUCAGCAGCAGCUGGAACGACGGCCUGGCCUUCUGUGCCGUGCUCCACACUUACCUGCCUGCACACAUCCCCUACCAGGAGCUCACCAGCCAAGACAAGAGGAGAAAUUUCUCCUUAGCUUUCCAGGCUGCAGAGAGUGUAGGCAUCAAAUGCACUUUGGACAUCAAUGAGAUGGUGCACACAGAGAGGCCGGACUGGCAGAGUGUCAUGACUUAUGUCACAGCCAUCUACAAGUACUUUGAGACCUGACUUCACCGCCCCAUCCACCCUCCUCCUGCAGUGCAGUCAGUGCCACGCCAGCCCUCCUGAGCUCUCAGCGACCUUUCAACGCCACAAUCAACUGUUAUACCUCACCGACCCCCCUCCCCACACCACAGUGACACCCAGUCACGCUGCAUGCCUCACCUCAGUAUUUAGCAACAAUAAGGGCAGACCAGAACCUCACUGGACGCAACAGCUACUCCAUCCUUCCACUACAGCAUAGGAGGCGCUUUGUGUAGCAUUAUGGUCCAAGAGCUCGUCUGUAUGUCCGCUGUUACACUAGUACGUCAUUAGAAUGGACUGGAGUGACGACGUGGAGCCAAGUGUGACCUGACCAGCGUUCAAAUCCUUUAGAUGAUCUUUGGCUUCAGUUCAGAUCUGAAGCAGCAGCAUGGGGAGGAAACCAAGUGUCUCAGUGCCUUCUACCUGGCUCUUCCGCUCAACUGCUCCGCCACUCUUAACCCAUUUUCACGUCUGUUAAAGGGGGAUUCCAGCAGACUGACUUUAAAUAUUCUCAUUUGCAAGAGGAGAUAUUUUCAUAUAUAGUCAGCGUUUUUUCCUUUUGUUUGAUUCAAAAAGUUAAUAGUGUUGGAAUUCCCCCACAACCCUGUAAAUUCCCUUUGAAACAGGUCGGACGGACGCAGCCUUUUUUGCACCAGACGUUACAGUGCGAUUCAGAUGCCUGUCGAUCAUUGGAUAAAGUGCCUGUGUGGCUUUUGACGAGCUCUGCCCGUGAGCCAAACCUGCGCCGAGGCAGCGUGGAAGUGUCUUUUCACUACAGUCUGUGAAGCCGAAGGCCAGAGGAGUUGUUGCCAAAUAUAUUUCAGAGCCUUUCAAUGGUCGAUCUCUGGCUUUCUGGUCAUCAGGACAGACCGACGCUGCAUGCAGCUUCCCCAUAUGAUCACUGACUUUUUCAAGCACAGAAAUAUGCUACGUUGUACGACACUACUACACUUAGGUUGAUCAGCCAUAACAUCCUCUGAUAACAGAUUCAUGAAGGUGGACUAAUAGUCAUAUGAUAUGUGUGAAAUUUUGAACGCUAAUCUUACAACUUUAUAAUGUGAGUGUUUGCAUUUUAUAGGCCUGCAUUUUGCCAUCUUGCACUUAGACUUUCUUUAGGCACAUACAGCAUCAUUUCAUCAUAAUAAGUAUGAGUGAGUAGACGACAGUUUUCUCUCUUAAAGUGUGUUUGGUUGAAUAGAUAAGUUCUGUUUUAGAUUAGACAGCCUUAAACCUUUAUCAGCCUGAGGCAUAAAUUAAAGUAAAUAGUCUCUUACCAAGGAACUUAAUGUGGGGAGAAUGUGCUCCAGUUAGUUUGGAAAUCAGCUGACAGAUAUUCAGGUGAAGAACACGUGUUCGUAGGUCAAUGCAGCGUCUCAUUACAGAAAUAGUUCAGUUAUUUGGGAAAUGCAUAUAUUACCCUCCUAGCAGAGCGAUGGAUGAGAAGGUUGAUGCAACUGUCAUGCCUGUAUCGUACAUAUGAAGCGAUAGCAGGCAGCUGGUUAGCUGAGCAUGAAGACAGAUUCAAGGCCCAGUCAUACAUUCGUGUGAACCUCCAAUCUGUGCGAGCGAGGAGGCGAAUAAAACAUUUGCUUCCUUUGGCAUAAAUUGCUGCGUGGCAACGUUUGGUGAACCUCUAUGUGCGUUAUUCACUUCACAUUUGUGUAUAUGCGCCCAUACCCUGAGGGUGAAUCAGCUAGCCUGGCUUACACCGCAGGUGACAGAAUCCACCUGCCAACACCUCGAACCCUCUCUGUGUAAAAAAGAUAAGUUGUAGUUUCCCUGGUGGUUACAUGCUCAUUUCGGUUUGACUUUUGUUUGUAGCUUUAAAGGUGCUGAAGGGCAGAUUGUCACUUUUUGACAGCUGUUUCCACUCUUGACGCUAAGCCAAGCAGCUGCCGGCUGUACUUUCCUGUUUGACUGACAAGCAUAUCAAUCUUCUCGUCUAACUCACGGCAAGAAGAAUCUAAAUUUAUUUUGCACGUCAAGGAUAAAACAUGCACAAGUGAUCGGAGAAUCCAUUGUGCCACUGCCUGACUUUGUGUGUUGAUGCUGUGUUCGACAGGUAGUUUUGAAGUUCUUAGUGUGAUUAUCACUUCAGAGAAGCAGUGUAGCACAGUGUCGUUUCAUUUGUCGGAUUUCAGUCAGUUAACUGUGCCUCAUACAAGCUGUAUUUAUUUGCAUGGUUUCCAAUCAUUGAUGUGAGGUCACUGCUUUAUUUGUGUGUCUGAAGUGUAUCUGAAUUCAUUAGACAUGACAGUAGGUAGAUGCUCCGAGAUGAGCUUUUCUGUGUUCCACACUAAACGCUUGCCUUAACAGUCCAGUUGAAGUUCCGACCGCAGCCGUCUCCGCUCACCAGGCAUGUGUGACAGUGAUGGCGUGUUUUCUGAAUCAAGAUCCCUCUUGUUCCCCUCGAAAAACCAGUUGGGUUCAACACUUUAAAGUUGGUUAAACUUUUGACACGUACCUGGUGAAAGUGACUACACACUCUUUCGAUUCGGAGCAGAUGGCAGUUUCCUGCUGGCAACAAUAGCAACGUCAACAGAAACCACAUUGUAGACACAACACCACUGUGUGUACAGACGCAUCAGGCAUUCAGUGAUUUCAAGUCAGCACACAAGCCUGCAGCAGUGACACUUUCAUUUGAAGUUCAAGUGUGUGAGUGAGUUAUUUAAUGACAUUUGAAAGCAUUGGCUCUCUGUUGAUGGGCUUUUGUGAUGCCAUGACACGGAGGAUUAUCUGCCAGCUCUUUUAUUAUGUUCUGCUCAAUUCCACCACUGGGCCCAACGUGUUUUAUCACUCCCGACAGGAACAUCUGAGAUCUCCGAAGAGAUUUGAUGCCUCUCUCCAUCCUGGAAGCGGAAAGUGUUUUGAUUGCGCUUUAGUGAUCCCGGGGACUUUUACGAGGUCCAGCGCGUGCUGAUGUGGAGUAAUUGAUGAACACUGUGCCUCAGCCUGCUGAGGAGGGACCAGAGGGCAGGCGACGGCUUGGAGGCACAUUCCAACUCCACACCAGCAGCUGUGAGGGAAGUGUUACAUCGUCUGGGACCCGAGAUGAUGCCCUUAAAGUGUAAAGCUUUACCGACGCAAAUGUGAACAUGUCUGUUAUGAGUUUAAUGGGUCCACUUCAUUUACAGCUACAUUUAUGUUUACUUGAAAAUGCUCUGAGAAUUCCACUGAACCUGCUCUAGUUUAAUUUUGUUUCCAUGUUGCCUUGUUUAUUUUUUCUCCCUUAAGAGCAAAUCCUGAUCACGCAUCAUGCAGUGCUCAAAAGAUCCCAUGGCAAAGUUAAAGCUGAACGAAUAAGUGUGCGUGUCUGUGUGAGUGUGCGUGUGUAUAAAAGGGACUAAGCUACAGUAUUAAGUGCACACUAUGAUGAUAAUCAGUUGUUUAAUAAAAAGUCAUCUGGUUUUAUGUUGCUUAAUUUUUUGGGGCAAUAGUAAUAAAAGACCAUAUGAAACAA
Messenger RNA from Platichthys flesus (European flounder), 6999 nucleotides. RefSeq names its product sperm antigen with calponin homology and coiled-coil domains 1-like a (gene specc1la). Gene Ontology annotation, cellular component: filamentous actin; microtubule organizing center. Gene Ontology annotation, molecular function: protein binding. Bases 174 to 3524 code for a protein of 1116 amino acids. NCBI's taxonomy places the organism in Eukaryota, Metazoa, Chordata, Actinopteri, Pleuronectiformes, Pleuronectidae. The record is from RefSeq and is a predicted model, not a curated record. The transcript is spliced from 16 exons. Gene Ontology annotation, biological process: actin cytoskeleton organization.